AUGAAGGAAAUCGACGGAGACAAGAUCUUGACCUACACAGUUUCGAUCGCAUUAGCGGUCGUUACUGGCGUGUUUGUUAACAAAAUCCCGAGAACGCGCGGAAAGAACCCUAUUUUUCAUGCUAUUUUUGUGGCUGCUUCAAUUGCGAUCCUCAUUUUCUUGCCUGAAGAAAUCCAAGAAACUGUAUUCUCCCCCGGCGGUGUAGUUGUGGUUGGAACUAUAUUGCCAGUCUAUGUUUCCAUUGUUGCCAUCCUCACCCCAGGUGAAGCGGACGAUAGUACAUGGCUAAACUUUUGGGUUGUUUCGGGCACUCUAUCUUACCUGACUGAGUUCAUUGACGAUAUCAAACAUCACAUGCCAAAUGGAGGCGAGCAUUGGUACGAGUUCGAGUUCUUCUUGACGCUUUGGAUGAUAUUGCCAUUUACCGACGGGUCAACUUUAUUUUACGACAAGAUCACCGAACGAUUCAUUCGUCCCUAUGCCUUGAAGGUGAAAACAUACGCGGAAGGAUGGAUUGGCUUCCUGAUGCUCGCCGUGAACAGUUCCUACCUUUGGUUUGCGUGGUUCAUCUUCAUGUCAUUUCCCGAAGAGCAGCGCCGGUUCUUUGUAAUUGCGAUGGGUACAGUCUACCCCGUUGCUGCAUCUAUCAUUGCCUUGACAACAAAGGAAGACGGAAAGGAUGAUAGCUUUUGGUUGACAUAUUGGGCGUGCUUUAGUUUACUUUUUUUGGCAAUGGACUACCUCGAAAAUUUCAUUGGUCAUAUUCGUGGAUUCUACUCCAUCUGCAUGGUUGCAACCAUAUAUCUAUUUCUUCCAGCGUUCGAUGGGGCCAAUGUGGUCUUCCGCCGCAUUCUUGUCCCGCUUUCUGGGCAGUACGAAAAUAUGCUGUUACAUGAUGCCUACCUUGUUCGCAAGGAUAUGGAAAAGAAAAUCCCAAAUAAGUACCAUGAACGAGUCUUCCAGAGGGCUGCGGGUGUUUUUACAAACCAAAAGAAAGAGUAA
Cylindrotheca closterium is the source of this 1002-nucleotide messenger RNA. Lineage: Eukaryota; Bacillariophyta; Bacillariophyceae; Bacillariales; Bacillariaceae. The record is from the annotation of a GenBank genome assembly.